UCUCAGCGGGAAACCAAAAUGGCGAACGUGUUGGGGGAGAGGGAACCGUUUGUAAUCUUUUAACAUUUUUUUUUUCUCUCCCCGAGUCCGGAAACCAUUGAACAAAAAGGAGGGGACUGCGGUUCCACGGUUGUAGAAGGCAGUUUUUUUUUAUUUGGACGAGAGAACCGGGAGUUUCGCAAAGGCCGAAUAUUUUACUGUAUGAAACGUUUUGACCGGGUGAAGUGACCGAAUGAGAGACGCAACGGAAGUAGAGAAUUUGUCUCUCCACAAAAAAGCACAUUCCAACAGAAACCAUAAGACGCCUGUGACCGGGGCUAAACUGUCUUUUAAGGAUGGGCAGCGAACAAAAAAGCUUGCAAGCAAAUUUGAGGAGGGACAAGAUGUCCUAGCCAGGUGGUCCGAUGGCUUGUUUUAUCUCGGAACUAUCACCAAGAUAAACAAACACAAACACCGCUGCUUUGUCGUCUUUGAAGACCGCUCGAAAUCCUGGGUUCUCUGGAAGGACAUACAAACUGGAGCCAGCAGUGGAGGGGAGAUGGUCUGUACAAUAUGUCAGGAAGAAAACUCGGAAGCUCCAAACGAGAUUGUCAUCUGUGAUAAGUGUGGGCAAGGUUAUCACCAGCUGUGCCAUGCACCAAAUAUCGACUGCAGUGUUAUUGCUUCAGAUGACAAGUGGCUUUGCCGGCAGUGUGUGUUUGCAACUACGACAAAGAGAGGAGGUGCUCUAAAGAAAGGACCGAAUGCAAAAGCCCUGCAAGUCAUGAAACAGUCAUUACCAUAUACGUUAGAGGAUCUUGUCUGGGACGAAGGCCAUAAAACAAAUAUCCAGCAAUGUUACUGCUACUGUGGAGGCCCUGGAGACUGGUAUCUGAAGAUGCUGCAGUGCAGUAAAUGUAAGCAGUGGUUUCAUGAGGCUUGCAUUCAGUGUUUCCAGAAGCCAAUGCUUUAUGGGGAUAGGUUCUAUGUGUUCAUAUGUUCAGUUUGCAAUUCCGGACCAGAGUACCUCAAACGUCUGCCUUUGAGGUGGGUAGAUGUAGCACACCUGAGUCUGUACAACCUGAGUGUUAUUCACAAGAAGAAGUAUUUUGAUUCGGAGCUGGAACUGAUGGCGUAUAUUAAUGAAAACUGGGACAGACUACAGCUGGGAGAUCUUGGUGACACGCCAAAAUCUGAACGAUAUGAAAGUAUUCUUGAAGCUCUGAACAAAAACAAGACUAUGUUUAUGUCUGGAAAGGAAAUAAAGAAAAAGAAACACUUGUUUGGGCUGAGAAUCCGCUUUCCACCUGCUCCUCAGAACACUGACUCAAGGGCUGACCGAGAGCCUGAGCGGGCUUCCCAUGAGAUCAAAAUUAAAGGCAGGAAGUCCACAAAGCCUAUCCCCGACACCAGUGAGAUGAUGAAUGGAGUCGUUAGAAAGGGAAAAAGAAAGCAUGUCAGACACUCGCUUGAAACGGCUGCAAAACUCAGACGGUCAUCCGCACUGCCAGCCCAGGGCAAUGAAAAAAUUUUAGUGUCGGAGAACAACACCUUGGACCUUCUUUCUUCUAAAAGCAGGACUGACAAAUCGGCACAGUCUUCAAGUACCUCAGACGUGGAAUCCAUUGGUGCAACAAGUACCACUGAAACUACCUCAAGUACUUCAAGGCAGUCAAGCUUGUGCAGCUCGCGCAGGAGGACCCGCACGGGCAGGCUGUGGCCGAUUGCCCUGCCGCCCCUGAGGCGGGGGCGGAGACGAGCGCAGCGCCCCCCCCGGAGGGCGCUCCAGCCCCCCAACCCCGAGAUCCCCAGGGAGCAGGAGUCCAAGGACCAGUGUCCGUUCCCGGGGCUCAACACAGACAUUGUCCACAACAUGGACCAGGACAUGCAGCUCAGUCACCUGAAGAAUUCGAUCACUAAUUACUUUGGCGCUGCAGGGAGAAUGGCCUGUGGGGAGAAAUACCGGGUUCUGGCCCGGCGGGUCACCCUGGAUGGGAAAGUCCAGUACCUGGUGGAAUGGGAGGGCGUUACUGCAUCAUAAGCUUAUUUGCUCCCACCUGCAUUUAGUCCUUGGAGGCACAUAAUGCAGCCGAGAAAUAAUUAUUUAUGCCAGUGAUCUUCUUUAUUCUCCCUUUUUUUUUUUUUAAUGCUGAAGCAUAUUGAUUAAACUAUACAGACCAGGUGGGUAAAUGUGAAUUCCAGGCCCAUGUUGAAUCGAGACCUAUUGUGCUCCUGUAGGUGUUUUGAAUAGUGGCUGUCGUGGUGCAAUUACUCUUAUUUAAUCUGGAUCUGGGAUGAGAUGGUUUCAAGCUUUGUUUUCAUUUACCUCUGAGAUCGAACAGUGCAAUUUGACUGCAGCUUGCUAUGCCAUCGUCUCCGUCUGCACAGUGUAAAUGUCUUGGUUAUAGAGUGUCUUAAAAUAAAACUAUAGCUGAAUAUGCUGCUGCAUGUAAUUUUAUUAUACCUGUCUGUAGAUUUUUUUUUCUUGUUUUAAUAUGCCUUUAAUUGAGAGCAAUCACUUUUGAGCACAAUCUCUGAUUUAAUUUUCUCCCUGGGUGCACAUCAGGAGCUAUGAUUUCCUUUAGCCUGUUAAUUGGAUACAUGUUUUAUUUCCAUCUGAAUGUGCUUUCAUAUUUACAGCAUGUGAGCUCAUGGAAACAAACGGGAAGUCUCAUGUUGCUUUCAACUCACUGCCAGUGGCAACUGAAAACAAGGCAUUUAUUGGUUUGUACUGAAGGUUUAUAGCAUUCUUCUGAAACUGGCAAUUAGCAGUGUUAUUCACUAGUUUUUUUCUUCACUUUGUUCAUCUGUACUGGGGAAACAAGUACGUUUCUCAGACUUGUACAAUUCUAAAUAAUUCAAGAAUAAUAGCAGUUACAGCAUUGUUGAGAUGCAAAAUAUUAAGAUUGUGAAUCAUUUGUAGGGAAUGAUCUGGAGCAUAAAUAGUAUUAUAAAUCCAUGUCGUAACUAUUUUAUUUGCAGACAACUCUUUUGUAAGUACUAAAGUUGUAGCACAAGUUCAAUUAAUUUGUCAUGUAUGAGUAGCUAGCUCAUAAAUCAUGUUUUUCAUUGUUAAAAAAAUCAGAAAAAUAGGCAUUUUUGAUGUAGCUAACGCUUUGUUUCCGUUGUUUUGACGGAGUGUUUAAAUUGGUUCUAGAGAACACCUAAUACUUCUCGAGAAUCUGCAGUUUGGGAUAUUUUCUGUAUUUUCUAAUAGAAUUCCAGAUGUUAUAUUCGGACUGUGUGGUUUAGAUGUUCCACUAAUACGUGCGCUUCAGUGAGCUGGUAGCGAGACAUUUCAGACCCCCAGAAUCAUGGUAUCCUUUUGGGUUGCGUUGAUUGUGCUCCGUGUCAGAGCCAUACUCGAAGCGUAUGGAAUAUGAAAUCUAGAGUUGACCCAGCCUUACAGAAUCAGUUUGAACCUUCUGUUGAGCUCAAUACUUGUGCAUUUUGUACUUUAGUAUCCGCUUCCUAUGCAAUUGAAAAUAUUAAAAGAACUUUAACAUUUGGUUGCUUACAAAAUGUAACAUCUUUGGCCAUACCUUUUCUUCAGGAACAGACGCAAUAUUUUGCAGUUUUCUCAGGCUCUUACCUACCGGUGCUACGCAUUGCUAAAGGGGUUAAAAAAUGUGCACUUAGUAUCAGUCUUUCACAGGUUAAGAUCGAGUUUGUGCUCUUUCAGUUUGACCUUUACUCUCAGGAUGUCAUCAGUAAAGUUACUGUGGAAUUUAAUUUUUUUAAAUGUUUUUAUAUAUGCAGUGGUAAGUUUUUUUUUUGUCAGAAUUAAUUUUCAUGGUGAAGCCCUGAGGUGUCUGACAGUAUAAAUCAGGCGAGGGUUUUCUUUUUAAAAAAAAAGUGUAGUGCACACAUUAUUGAUAUGGUAGUGAAUGCUGGAUUCACAUACAUCUCCAGCUAAAUUCACCAGCUUGUAAAUGGACACGCCUAGGUUUUCUGGCAAAAGUGUACCCCAGCCUUAAAAUAUCUAUGAAGCUUUAUUUCAUAGUUCUUUGUUAUAAUGGUCAUAGAACUUUUCACUGUUCAAUCCUGUAAACCCCAAGUUAACAUGUGCAACAUUUCUUCUGCUUGAUGUCCACUGUGUAGUUUUCUUAAUGUUCUCGAGUUUCCCUUGCUGUAUAUAAUGGUCAGUGUUGCUCUGCUGUUUCGGUAGGUUUGUUGGUAUGUAAUGUUUUACUGAAUGAACAGGGUUGUGACGAGGACAUUAUCCACUUGAGGCAGCAGUGUUGUACCUUGACAUUGAUACCUCUUCCUUUUUAAGAAAAAAUAAGGAUUUUUAUAUAUAUUUACAUGUAAAGAAGCUUUUUUUUCUGUCUGUUGUUGUGCCAGUGCUAGGUUCAAGCUUUUUUUUUUUUUGUUUUCUACUGGCUUCGAACAGGCUUUUUCAGCCAAAGAAUAAAAUGCCUAUAAAACCGUA
This is a messenger RNA of Lepisosteus oculatus (spotted gar), 4411 nucleotides long. RefSeq names its product metal response element binding transcription factor 2 (gene mtf2). NCBI's taxonomy places the organism in Eukaryota, Metazoa, Chordata, Actinopteri, Semionotiformes, Lepisosteidae. Gene Ontology annotation, cellular component: nucleus. Gene Ontology annotation, biological process: chromatin organization; regulation of DNA-templated transcription. Gene Ontology annotation, molecular function: chromatin binding; DNA binding. The record is from RefSeq and is a predicted model, not a curated record.